GCCGCAGGCAGAUGCAAGACUGCGCUAUGAUGGACGCCAUCCACGCUUUGCCGCCGGGGAUGCCCUUCGACACGUACUACUCUGGGAGUCGACCACAAGCUAUCUUGCAGACUUGGCCGUUCGACGGGAGCGAGCAUACAGCUGUGCCCACGGCGAGUGUCGCGCCGAAUUUGCCAGUCUGGCAGAGAGCGAGGCACACUACGCCGCCAUGCACCAGCACCGAUGUCACGAGUGUGGGCGUGCUUUCACCACGGCACAUUUUCUUGAUCUGCACCAGUCUGAAUGGCACGAUCCCUUUUUCGACCUGCAGAAACAACGACAACCCAUGUAUCGCUGCUUUGUCGUGACGUGCACUACAAAGAUGGCCAGUCGCAACGAGCGGCGUGAGCACUUGAUUCAAGCUCACCACUACCCGCCCAGCUUUCCUUUUGCUGAUAUGGUUGGCAAAAUGAAGCUGAGUGCCCAAAGCCCAGCGCGGGCUGGAAAACCCCCUCGUCAACAAGCCCCAAAUCCACCCGCUGUGCAGGCAUCAGACGGCAUGGACCAGGACCUCGAUGGUGUUGAUGAAGCUCUGGAGAGCCUCGUCCGUCGAAUUCCUCAAACCCUUAGCUUUGGAC
This is a messenger RNA of Monosiga brevicollis MX1, 617 nucleotides long. RefSeq lists its product as uncharacterized. Lineage: Eukaryota; Choanoflagellata; Craspedida; Salpingoecidae. The transcript is spliced from 7 exons. The annotation marks the transcript as partial. The record is from RefSeq and is a predicted model, not a curated record.